AUGGGCAUCCCGAUCGGCUGGAACAUUCAACGGGACGAGCCCAAGGAAAAAGACGUGCUGAGAGCCGACGUGACCGGCCAGCGCUCACCCAUUCGACGCCGCGUCAGACCAAAUCGAUCCCCGACAUCCCACAGUGCCUUUGACACGGGCGCUUUGCUCUCGACAUCACGAUUUGCGCCGCAUCUCGAACCUCCCUCUCGCUCUUCGCACACCCGCACGCGCCUGCCCCCGCCACCGGUGCCCGAAGUCUCGCGGACUGAUCACCGCAGCAACGAGCCGGCGAGAAACCCACCCAGUCUACAGCGGGACGAGAGCAGCCUGCGCCGCUCGCGCAAUCGUCUCGAUGGCUAUAUGCGCGCCUACGAGGCACGCAACUUUCCCGACACUGGCCUCCCACUCGCAACCUUGACCCCAGGAUUUGCGCCCGCAGCGGCUUCGCGAUCCGCUGAAGCAGAGUCCUUGCGUGAGCUGCGCGAAGCGCGAGAGCUCUCGCGCAUCGGGGAGCGGUCGCCGUACCGUCGCGCUGGGGCCCCGCGAUUGACACGCUCGCGCAGUCCCCGUGCUGACCCAUCUGCGGGAAGAGGCCAUGCGGAGGAUGACGACAACGACGACGAGCACGAGACUAAUGAUUACCCAGCCGUGGGCCUUCCACCCCUUCGCAGGAUGGGCCGCCGCACCCUCGCCGAUGGCCCGCCAACUGCAAGCUCUCUUCGCGAGUCUUGGAGCCCGGUGUCCACCCUCGAUGGCUUGGGAGAUCGCGAGCGCAGCAUCAGUCCCUUUGUCGAACAGUUGCCCUGGGAUACCUUCCUCUCCACCGUUGUGCCUGAUCCCGUCGGCCCCACGACUGAGUCGUCCUUUGCAUCUGCCGCUGCUGCAGCCUCGUUCUCCAAUUCUCAUCCAAGUUCGCGAGCCGGAAGCUCCAACUCGGCGGCGUCUUCACGAACACAUCUUACAGUGCCGUCACGGCGCGCUUCUCCUCCGCCGAACGAGCAGUUCAUGCGCGCGUGCGACACGUCCGAGGACGACACAGCCUCUGAUACAGAAGAAGAGGACGUGGACGUGCGCGGCAGUAUAAGGCGUCUCAACGGCGCCGAGGCUUUCAGGAAUCGGAUGGGUCUCUCCGACGCGGCUCCCUCCCGCCGCAGAAUUCGACCGUCUUACUUCUCCAAUGAGCCUCCUCUGCAGGACACGGAGCGCUACUCGCGGCGGGUCCUGGAGCGGUCUCGGCACGCAAGCGCAUAUGUUCGCAAUUUCUACCACUCAAGCCUCUCGCACGACAACGAGAUGCCGGCGGAGAGACGUCAUGAUCAGCUCGAUGGGCCGGCCGAGGAGCCUUUGUCGUCUGCCAUGGGUGAAGACGAGUUGCUGUCGCUUGUUCUGCCCGACUCACAGCCUCUAGAUCAGGAGCUUCGUGAUGCGCGGUCUCUGCUGGAGCGUCUUUCGCGUCGAGAGGACAUUAGUGACGAUUUCUGGGCGUCGGUUGGCUUGACGCGAUCGUUCGCGGACCCCGUGGAGCGUUUCCAGGAGCGCGAGCGACUUUGA
This is a messenger RNA of Cucurbitaria berberidis CBS 394.84, 1542 nucleotides long. RefSeq lists its product as uncharacterized. The coding region runs from base 1 to 1542 and encodes 513 amino acids. The record is from RefSeq and is a predicted model, not a curated record. Lineage: Eukaryota; Fungi; Ascomycota; Dothideomycetes; Pleosporales; Cucurbitariaceae. The transcript has a single exon.